AUGCAAUCUUACACUAAUCGAGUAUGUGCAGUUUGUGGAGAUACUCCAGCUAAGAUUCACUACGGAGUUCUCGCCUGUUUUGGUUGUAAAGGAUUCUUUAGAAGGGCUGUGAAAGACGGAAGGAACAAAUAUGUUUGCCGAUUUGAAAGAUGUUGUGAAGUCACUAAAUUUGAAAGGAAUGCUUGUCGAUACUGUAGAUUUAGAAAAUGUCUUUUUGUUGGAAUGAAUCCAGAUUAUGUUCGACCGGAUAGAGAAAAAGGGAAAAAAGGAAAAGCAUUGCUUUCGAAAAAGAAAAGUCUCUCAAGAAGUAUGUCGAAUCGAUUGGCGGAUCCAGCUGAUUGGACAUCUCUUUUAUCUCCAUUGUCUCGAAAGCAAUUGACUGAAAUCGGAAAACUCGCUGAGACUUGUUCAACUUCCACAAAUUUCGAUGGUAUUGCGAACUUCUCGUUGAAAAGUUUGAUAGCAGACAGGUCUCUUGCAAGGAAAACAGGGGAUUUAGAAGCAAUGGAUUGCUCUGAUUCACCACGACAAAGUAGUGAACAGUUCCUUUCGAUUGAACGAAUUGUUCAAAGUGUCGAUUAUAUUGAUCGAUUUUUGAACAUGUUAGAAGAGGAACACUGCCGAAAAUUCAGUGUUGAAGAUAAAAGUGCUUUGAUCAGUGAUACAAUCAUUCAUCUACUUCUAUUUGAGUCAACUUCAAGAUUCGUUGUGAAGGGUCCUUCGGGUGUUGAAGAUCUAAAACAGUCUAUGCUUCAAUUGCCUGUAUGCACAACUCAUCUGACUCAAAAAGUAGCCGAUGUCUUCGAGAUUUAUUUGGGGAAACCACCGUCAAUUAUUGAGUAUUCAGUUCUGAAAGCAUACAUUGUCACAACUGCAGAAAGUACAGUACUCUCGAAUUCAUUGAAUGAAAGUUUAUCGUUGGCACGUGAGAAUUUAUCAGAAUUGUUAUUUAAAGUGAUCAAACACAGCAGAAACAAAACUUCUGUCUCGUCUGCAAGCAGUUUAUCAGCAAUUCUUCAUUUUAUAUUUGAGUCGAAAAAUCUUGCAACAAGUAUUCGCAAAUCUCAACAACCAUUCUACGUUCGAGAUUCUGAUCCGAAGAUUCCGUUUCAUAAGAUUCUAACAGAUAUCAUCAAUCCAGAAGUGUCUGAUUUACUUCUCACGACAGCAUCGUGUCGAAAACAAUCAAAUCAAACAAUGGGACCACCACUAUCAGCUGUUCCACCUGUUCAACAAGAAACUGUUCCAUUAUUUCAUUUCUCUCCUCCAUCAUUAUCUCCUCAUCAACCUCCUCAACAACCACAAUAUACUGAUUAUUCAAUGCCUUCUACCUCUUCUUAUCCAACUUCUUCUAGUCCAUUUCAGUCUCCAUAUCGUCCGAAUUCACUUUCAUCAUUUCCGAAACUACCUCUACAAAUGACAAAAUCAAUUGAAGAAUUCUUGAGACCAUCUGGAAUGACAGCUGAUGAAAUGAACAAACCAUUGGAAAAGAAUUGGGCAGAUGGAUUCAGAUUGACUCCCGUCUUCAAUAAAGACAUUGUUUCACAAUUUUUCCCCGAAUUAUCUAACACAAAUCAUCAUCAUCCAUUUUAA
Molecule: messenger RNA, 1593 nt
Organism: Caenorhabditis remanei
Lineage: Eukaryota; Metazoa; Nematoda; Chromadorea; Rhabditida; Rhabditidae
Exons: 8
Coding region: 1-1593 (530 amino acids)
Biological process (GO): regulation of DNA-templated transcription
Molecular function (GO): DNA-binding transcription factor activity; zinc ion binding; sequence-specific DNA binding
Source: RefSeq, a predicted model, not a curated record